AGGGAGACGCGGCUUUGGGACCCGCGACUUCGGAACGACCCCUGGAGGAGGCGCGGUGACGGGGUGGGGCAGGCCCGAGGAGGCGCCCCGGGGCACAGCGGCAUUUCCGGUGCCCCCCCUGGCCGUCCCUGCCCCUCCGUCCCCACCAGACCGUGUCCGGGAUGCAGACAUUGGAGCGCGAGGGGAGCGGGCCCGAAGCGAGCCCCAGCGUGAUGUCUGAGGCUGCCCCGGAAUCUCCAUCUGCCCCUGCCAAAUCGCCGACCUUUGAUCUCUUCAACUUGGUUCUGUCUUACAAGAGGCUGGAGAUCUACUUGGAACCGCUGAGGGAUGCAGGAGACGGCGUCAGAUACUUGCUCAGGUGGCAGAUGCCUUUGUGUUCCUUGCUGACCUGCCUGGGCCUCAACAUCUUGUUCCUUACUUUGAAUGAGGGUGCGUGGUACUCAGUGGGUGCCUUGAUGAUUUCGGUGCCCGCCCUGCUGGGCUACCUUCAGGAGGUUUGCCGAGCACAGCUGCCGGAGGCUGAGCUGAUGCGGAGGAAGUACCACAGCAUAAGGCAGGAAGACCUGCAGAGAGUUCGCCUGUCUCGCCCUGAGGCUGUGGCUGAGGUGAAGAGCUUCUUGAUCCAGUUGGAGGCCUUCCUGACCCGCCUGUGCUGCACCUGUGAAGCCGUCUACCAUGUGCUGCACUGGAAGAACCCUGUGGUGUCCUCACGGUUCUAUGGGGCUCUCCUGGGCAUGGUUUGCAUGCUGUACCUGUUGCCACUCUGCUGGGUCCUCACCCUUUUGAACAGCACACUUUUUCUGGGGAACGUGGAAUUCUUCCGAGUUGUGUCUGAGUACAGGGCAUGUCUGCAGCGGCGGAUAAACCCUAAGCAAGAAGAGUUUGCCUUCGCGAGCUCCCUACCACAGGAUGCUGCCGGGAGGGGCGCUCUGCCGGACAGCACGCCCGCCCCCACCCCCACAGACGACCUCACACCAGGCAGUGUGGAGGAGGCUGAGGAGGCCGAGCCAGAUGAGGAGUUCAAAGAUGCGAUUGAGGAGACCCACUUGGUGGUGCUGGAGGAUGACGAGGGCACCCCGUGCCCAGCAGAGGAUGAACUGGCCCUGCAGGACAAUGGCUUCUUGAGCAAGAAUGAGGUGCUGCGCAGCAAGGUGUCACGGCUCACGGAACGGCUCCGCAAACGUUACCCCACCAACAACUUUGGGAAUUGUACAGGCUGCUCCGCCACCUUCUCGGUGCUGAAGAAGAGGCGGAGCUGCAGUAACUGUGGAAACAGCUUCUGCUCUCGGUGCUGCUCCUUCAAGGUGCCCAAAUCCUCCAUGGGGGCCACAGCCCCUGAAGCCCAGAGAGAGACUGUGUUUGUGUGUGCCUCAUGUAACCAGUCCUUGAGCAAGUGAGAAGAGAGGCCAGGCACCUACUGUCAGUAGUCCUGGGGCCAACAGUAGACUCCAUUCUCCCUACCCUGGCCCCUGUGGAGUGUGCUGGGAAAAUGUAGCCUGAUGUUAGGUAGGCUUCCUGUCCUGCUGCUGCUGCUGCUGCCUCCAGCUGGGCUGGCGACGCUGCACCCAAACGUCUAGGGGAGAAGAGCCUUGGAGGACCUGGCUUUUUGCUCUGCUCUGCUCUGAGCCUGGGGAGUGCCCACCAGAGGGCAGAAGUGAGCCAGACCUGCCCUCAGCUGGUCUCUGGUGGUCAGGGCCAGUCUGGCCAGGCCUGGGGCUCCAGGAGACCUGAGGUUGGGAAAAGAGAUUCUUCCCUGAAGGGUAUUGGCUGGUCCCUCAGCAACAGAGAGCCUGCAGGAGGGCUUGGUGCACCACACCCCACUCUGUCCUUUGACCUUCCCUACUUCAGGAUCUGUUUCCCCUUCAGAGGGUGCGGUCAGGAGUAUUCUCGACAUAGGCCCGGAGAUCCCGGUUCCCCAAAGGAGAGGGCCUGCUCUUGUCCUGCAGUACUGAAUGGAUGACAGUGUGGGGAAGCUCCCAGCUUGCAGACACCUUGACCUACGGAUUCUCAGCCCCCAUGAUGAUCCGGUGUUCUGAGUCCAGAGUGCCACAGGAUCCUCAUAUCACUCUGCCCCUCAUACCCUGAGUUAGGGAACCUCGUCUCCCACGUGCCACUCUCCCUUUUGCCCUUGUCCCAUGGAGGGUGAGACCCAGGUGAGUGCAGCAGAGGUCCUGAAGCCCUGGGUCUUCAGGGUCUCGGGCAGUGAGGCCCUUCCUGGGCUGGUUCCUAGAGUCCAGGACUGUUCCUGGAGGGCGGUGGCAUUGCAACGUAGGGCCAUUCGGCUGAUUUCAUGCUCCCUGUAGAUUCUGAGGGGCCCAGUGCCUCUCCUAAGCCAUGAGCUGGCUCAGGCUCCCCUCCCCUGCUGCUCUCCUGCCUUUUCAGAUUAUUUAUUUAUUUAUUUCAUGGUUCCUGGGAACACGCAGCACGGGAGUGGGAAGAAGAGGAUGAGGAGCUUCUGCCUGGGACCCUUCCCUAGAGUCACGGGGUGUCUGGACCCAGAACUGUAGCAUGGAGAUGUUUCUAUGUCCCAGGCAGCACCUUGGGAGUGGGGAGGCAGGGGACGGAUGACUCAUCCAUUUUGCUGCCAGGCCACACAGCAAGGGCUUGGCAGCUGGACUGUGGUCUGUGGGAGACCAGCAGGUGUGGUGUGCCCCUUUAUCAUGGUAGGAGGUGAGGGUUCCUUCUCUGUGUCUGUUCACACUGGAGAGCAGUGGGAAGGAACUCUGGAUGGAGAAUUGUCAAUAAAAGGCCUCAAGCUUA
Messenger RNA from Jaculus jaculus (lesser Egyptian jerboa), 2760 nucleotides. RefSeq names its product zinc finger FYVE-type containing 27 (gene Zfyve27). NCBI's taxonomy places the organism in Eukaryota, Metazoa, Chordata, Mammalia, Rodentia, Dipodidae. Gene Ontology annotation, molecular function: metal ion binding. The record is from RefSeq and is a predicted model, not a curated record. Gene Ontology annotation, cellular component: growth cone membrane; endoplasmic reticulum tubular network. The coding region runs from base 162 to 1397 and encodes 411 amino acids. The transcript is spliced from 13 exons. Gene Ontology annotation, biological process: endoplasmic reticulum tubular network formation; neurotrophin TRK receptor signaling pathway; vesicle-mediated transport.